Molecule: messenger RNA, 1460 nt
Organism: Osmia lignaria (orchard mason bee)
Lineage: Eukaryota; Metazoa; Arthropoda; Insecta; Hymenoptera; Megachilidae
Product: putative chitinase 2
Biological process (GO): carbohydrate metabolic process; chitin catabolic process
Cellular component (GO): extracellular region
Molecular function (GO): chitin binding; chitinase activity
Source: RefSeq, a predicted model, not a curated record
CAACAGGUUUUAGCUCUGUCUUUUUUCAAACCACGACCACAACUGAUUCUCUCUUAUUCGAAGUACCGUAUGGUGGGUUCAUGCGGAGUGAAAGCUAUCUACAAGGACAAUAACUCCGCAUUCGCGUAACUGUUAUUUUACAAUGAAGACCUAUGGCUUCUUAUUUCUACUUACAUUACUAUUUCUCAAUAUCAAUGAUAUUAUAGCUUCGACAAGGCCAAAACGUAACAAGGCCAUAGUCUGUUACGUCGCUUCCUGGGCCACUUACAGGCCAGAAAAUGGCAAAUUUGGUAUCGAUAAUAUCCAGCCGAAACUUUGUACGCAUCUCGUAUACACGUUCGCUGGACUGAAUACCACAACUUGGACCAUCAGAAGUCUUGAUCCUUACUUGGAUAUUGGGAAUCAAUAUGAUAAUUACAAAAAAAUGACCAGUCUUCGGAACAAAUAUCCUGGAUUAAAUAUCCUUCUUGCUGUCGGUGGGUGGAACGAAGGCAGUAAAAAUUAUUCCGAACUCGCUUCUUCUUCUGAACGAAGAAGCAAAUUCAUCGACAGCGUGGUCCAUUGCCUCAGGGAAUACGGUUUCAACGGAUUGGAUCUGGACUGGGAAUUUCCUGGUAACCGCGGAGGAGUACCAGCAGACAAGCAAAACUUUGUUUCUCUUGUAAAAGAACUGAAAGAAGCGUUUCAAGGAUCAAACUACUUGUUAACGGCGGCUAUAAGUGCCAAUAAGAAUAUCAUCGACGUAGGAUACGAUCUUCCUGAACUUUCAAAGUAUCUGGAUCAUAUUCACGUAAUGGCUUACGAUUAUCAUGGAACGUGGGACAAUAAAGUGCUUCCAAACGCACCGAUGAGAGGCAACGAUGGCAUCGGCGUGGAAGACACGCUGAAAUACUUGUUAAAAGAAGGUGCACCUUCGAAUAAAUUGGUGCUUGGUUUGCCUAUGUAUGGGAGGACUUUUAUAUUGACCAGCAAACUAAAUUCUUCUGAGGAAAAUCCUAUCGGUCAUCAGAGUAUAUCGGAAGGAUUUAUGGGUCCUUAUACCAGACAAAAUGGCUUCAUGGGGUACAACGAAAUUUGCAAAGAACUGAUCAUUUCUAAUAAGUGGAGGACUGGAUGGGAUAAUAACAGCGAUACACCUUACGCAAUCAAAGACGAUCACGUGAUUGUGUACGAUAAUCCAAGGAGUUUGAAAACGAAGGUUGAAUAUGCGGAAAAGAUGAAUCUAUCCGGCGUGAUGAUUUGGAGCAUCGAUACCGACGACUUCAACGGCGAAUGCGAAUCAUUGAAAGAUUCAUUGGAUAAAGAAACAGCCAAUUUUCCUUUACUGAGGUCGAUCAAUAUAGCUCUUAAUUCGGCAUCAAAAAGACGUUCCUACAGUUUUAUAUUAAUAUUAGUAAUGUUUCUUAUGUAUCGCAUUUAAAGAGGAUUUAUGACAAAUAAAAAUGAUCGAUACCAAAAAA